This is a messenger RNA of Suillus subalutaceus, 967 nucleotides long. RefSeq lists its product as uncharacterized. The transcript has 3 exons. Lineage: Eukaryota; Fungi; Basidiomycota; Agaricomycetes; Boletales; Suillaceae. Bases 189 to 833 code for a protein of 214 amino acids. The record is from RefSeq and is a predicted model, not a curated record.
UGUUAAUGCUACGCGAUAUCCCAGACGCUGAUGAAUUCUGAAUCUCACCAGGCUUUUGACGAUUCUAGACAAGUUCUAGAUUCGAUUCAUAUACCAACAAUUAGACCUGCUUAUUUCUUUGCCAGUGCACGCCUUGCCUCGUUCCUCCACUGUUCUCACAACAAUGACGAAUGAAGUGAUUGAACCACAUGAAAGCCCAGGUUACAUCUCGGUCGCCUGUCCUCACUUUUCCUUUCCGUUCUCUGCCCAACGACGGAGUCAAAAACUCCACCGAUGGCCAAGACAAGCUAGUAGUUCCUCUCGUGGCAGUCCUCAUGUUGUUCCAAUCGAAACUCAGCAAAACACAGGUUACAUCUUGGUCGCCUGUCCCACAUGCUCACUUUUCUUUUCCGCUCUCUGCCAACUCCACCGAUGGCCAGGACAAACUGGCUCCUCUUGUUGUGGUUCUCAUGCUGUCUAAGUCGCUGCACGAGGCAUCAUCCGACCGAAAACAGGGCGAACCGCAUCAAGAAUCUCAAACCGUGGGUUCGGUGCUGUCUCUCUGUUGUGGGUUACCUGGCAGACGACGGUCACAACAUGGUUCUUUCAUGAUCUCAUUGAAGGUGGCUAAAACCAACCAGUUCGCGUCGCGCGAAACAUCAAUUCUUCAUCAGAUACUGCUAAACAGGCAAGCUCAAUCCUGCAGCAAGUCGUUACCCGCAAAUUUCGAUUCCCAUGUAAACUCCGCCAACACGGCCGAAGUUCAACUCCUCGUCGUAAAUCGCCAACUUAGCCAGGUACUCCUCUUGGCUGGCUUUCUUCCGGGCAUUAAGCUUCUGCAGCUCGGCUGCUAGCCAAGCCUCCUGGGAGGCCCUGACCUUUUAUAGCUCAAGCCCAAUUUCUGUCCUGGUGAGGCGUGCUUCCGAAGAUUCGAAAUAUCUCAUCUAUGGAAGGGUUUUGAUGAAAAGUUAACAAUAGGAAAGCUGCC